Oncorhynchus gorbuscha (pink salmon) is the source of this 5320-nucleotide messenger RNA. Its product is annotated as phosphatidylinositol 4-phosphate 5-kinase type-1 alpha-like. The transcript is spliced from 16 exons. Bases 95 to 1882 code for a protein of 595 amino acids. NCBI's taxonomy places the organism in Eukaryota, Metazoa, Chordata, Actinopteri, Salmoniformes, Salmonidae. Gene Ontology annotation, molecular function: phosphatidylinositol kinase activity. Gene Ontology annotation, biological process: phosphatidylinositol metabolic process. The record is from RefSeq and is a predicted model, not a curated record.
AGCCCAUUUUGACUUUGCCGCUGGCCAUCUACUAGCUAGGUGGAUACCCAUACCAACGAUUUGUUCUAUCUGUUCCGAUACCGGCCAAUCCAAAAUGGCGACCGCCGUUCCAGUUGAUUCGGGAUUGACUGCUCCGACAGGGUCCAGUGCGUCUCGGAAAGUGGCAUCUCCAGAGAUUCCUGGAUCCAGUCAGAGUAUGAAGAAGACCAUUGGACACAGAGGAGUUGAGACGAACACUGGAGAGACCACCUAUAAGAAGACUACAUCGUCAGCCCUGAAAGGAGCAAUUCAGCUGGGCAUCACUCACACUGUGGGCAGCCUGAGUCAGAAGGCUGAGAGGGAUGUUCUCAUGCAGGACUUUGUGGUGGUCGAGAGCAUCUUCUUCCCCAGUGAGGGCAGUAACCUGACCCCUGCCCACCACUACAGUGAUUUCAGGUUUAAGACCUACGCCCCCAUCGCCUUCCGCUACUUCAGAGAACUAUUUGGCAUCCGGCCAGACGACUACCUGUACUCUCUGUGUAACGAUGGCCUGAUAGAGCUGUCUAACUCCGGCGCCAGCGGCUCUCUCUUCUACGUGUCCAGUGAUGAUGAGUUCAUUAUCAAGACGGUGCAGCACAAAGAGGCUGAGUUUCUCCAGAAGCUACUGCCAGGAUACUUCAUGAACCUGAAUCAGAACAAACGGACCCUGCUCCCUAAGUUCUAUGGUCUGUACUGCAUCCAGGCGGGAGGGAAGAACAUCCGCCUGGUGGUGAUGAACAACCUGCUGCCCCGUGUGGUCCACAUGCACCAUAAGUACGACAUGAAGGGUUCCACCUAUAAGAGACGGGCCUCAGCCAAGGAGAGGGACAAGACUUUUCCCACCUUUAAAGACCUGGACUUCAUCCAGGACCUGCCUGAUGGACUACUGCUGGAGACGGACAACUACAACGCCCUUAGCAAGACCAUCCAGAGAGACUGCCUGCUCCUGCAGAGUUUUAAAAUCAUGGACUACAGUCUACUGGUGGGGAUCCAUAACCUGGAGCAGGCUAGUAGAGAGAGGGAGCGAGGUGGGGGGCAGAUGGGGGACAGUGGGGGGUCAGAGGGGGCGGUGACCCCAGACCAGCGCCGACCCCAGGCCCAGAAAAGUCUAUACUGCACAGCCAUGGAGUCUAUACAGGGAGAGGCCCGCGGGAAGGGAGCCCUGGAGUCUGAGGACCAUAUGGGCGGGAUCCCAGCCAGGAACUCUAAAGGAGAGAGGUUGCUGGUCUUUAUCGGCAUCAUCGACAUUCUGCAGUCCUACAGGUUCAUCAAGAAGUUGGAACACUCGUGGAAGGCCCUCGUCCAUGAUGGGGAUACAGUGUCGGUGCACAGACCAGGCUUCUACGCUGAGCGCUUCCAACAAUUCAUGUGUAACACAGUGUUCAAGAAGAUCCCAUUGAAGCUCUCCCCAUCCAAGAAGUCUCGUGGUGGGGGUCCGGGGGGUCUGAGGAGAGCUCCUACCCUGGGAGGCCCCACCCCACUCUCCCACGCUGCUGGACAGUCUGUGGUGGACUCCCGACUCGUCUACCAAUCACACUUCAACAAGGCUGACGCAGAGGGAGACAGUGGCAUGCAGUCGGGCAGGCCAGACCUGGUGCCAAGGACCCCUCCACUGGCGGGAGGGUCAGGGGAUGCAGAGGCCAACUUUUCCACGUCCUCAUUAGGAAGCACAGGACUCACCUCCUCCUCUCCUCCGCUACAGUCAGUAGGGGUUGAGGUACAUAGAGCAGUAACAAGCACAGACCAAGACCACGGUGUCUCCCACAGUAUGGGUGCGGAAGUGGAAGCGUCAGGUGAUCAGUCGGGUAAUGAAGAUGCCAUCUCACUAUCCGACAUUGUCCCAGAGACUAACAUCUGCUUUUAACAACUGAUCUGGAGUCAUCUGAGGAAAAGGUGAUUCUGGAACCAAGGAGGUGGGUGGAAGAGUGAGAUGGGGAGAGUAGUCUUGCAUCCUCCUUCCUCACUCUGUCGAUCCAUCCAUCCUUUUCUCCGGGGGAGGUUUGGAACAUACUUCAGGCUGACUGAACGGGAUGGGGGGGGGUGAAGUGAGGGAGAGUGUGACUGGGUGCCAGAGAGAGGAACAAAGAGGGAGAGAGGUGUAUAUAUGUGUGAGGAGGUGGUGGCUGUCUGAAGGCUUGGUCAGCCAGACAGACACAUGGGUAUGCUGCUAGAAACCCUUCUCCAACUAAGUUACAGGAGUCUCUGUGUCAUGAAACCCACAUACACUGUCCCACCUAUCACAAAGCCUGAAGGGGAGAGGGAUGUGGGCUUAGACACCCCUGCAUCAACAGUGUGGAGGUGGAACCCCAUGCUCUAUAUCACUCUUGGUUCUGAUACUUUGUGCAUUCCUUCUUGUGGACAGUAUUUGGGUUCCGUUUUCAGUGACUUCAAUCAUAAUAUCUCAUGUUAUCAUUCUACAUCUGUCCACACCUUCCUUCCUCCACACAGCCAGGAGAUGGGACGGACAGGAGAAUCAUCUCUAUAUGUAGUGUUUUUUUUUAUUAUGACCACACUUUUACUGCUGUGGACAGAACAUAUGACUUCAUCACACAGACCUUCUAUUCUUUUAGAUUAUGGAUGUAUACAGUAGCUGACUGACUGGAGUUCGGGGCAGGAAUGUACAGGUCAGAGCUAUUCUGCCCUACCAAGCAAAAAGGCAGUAACUGCUCAUAGUGUGGAACUGAGAAAAAUGGAUUUUAUUUACCUUAGUUUCACAGUUACCUAGUAGAGUUACUGCUAAUAUCACUCCCAUUUUCUCAAACACAAUACGAGGCAGGAUACUUGCCCACAUGAUUAAGUCAUUUUUGCUACAUUAAAUAAAUGCGAACUCAUUUUUGACCAAAUGAGCAGUUACUGCCUUUUUUCUUGGUAGGGCAGUAUGGGUAGGCUAUACACCACAGGAGGUUGGUGGCACCUUAAUUAGGGAGGACGGGCUCGUGGUAAUGUCUUGAGUGGAAUGGUAUAAAAUACAUCAAACACAUGGUUUAAUGUCAUUCCAUUUGCACUGUUCCAGUCAUUAUUAUGAGCCGUCCUCCCCUCAACAGCCUCCACUGCUAUACACAGUGUUACCGGCUGAUGGGAAGGCUCUGUCUGUCUCCAUGGUUAUCCUGGAAUCUUCCUCUCUGAUGAGACCACAUGUGCUAUAUUGAUCUAGGAGUGAGAGACCAGAGCAAGAACAUAGUAAUGGCCCCCAAAGGAAUGAGCCAAUCAAAAUUCAGAGCGAGCGUUUAACGCACACUCUACACAUGCCUUUUUCGGUCUUCGUAUGGCAGUUCAAUUUCAUCACAUUCAUUCACACCCAGCCAUUUAGACUGUUUUGUGCACAAAUAUUAUAUGUGUUCUUCAAGCAAUGGUAAUUCUACCACCGUCAUUCAAGCACUUUGAUACUUUUAACUGACCUGACUUUCAUUAAUAAGCAACAAGGGAUUUCUGCUGGCUACAGAAAUGGCUGCUUCACCCCACUGAGUUUGAGACUCACCACAUUGUGUGAAUGCCUUUGUUUGCGUCUCUGUAGUACACCUCUUGUACAUUAACGUUUAUAUAAACAUGGGUUUGUUAUUUUUUUCCCAUUUGCUCAGUCACUGUGGAGAAUACUAACACAAGCGCUGUGUGGUAGCUCAUACUAUUUAUCCUGUAGUAGGAUAUUUCAGACACAGGGAUACAUAUCACUACCUACUGGUUAUGCUAGAUCUUGUAUUUCACACCAACACAGUGUGAUCUUAAAGGGCCACAGUGGCCUGAUUGUGAGGACACAUUUCUAAGUAGAUGGGAGUGCACAUGUGGUCCAAAGCAGAGAGGGAGAGAUGGACAGACCGACAAACUGGGGGAUAUCAGCCUGUGGUGGAAAUGAUUCAUGUUCAUUGAUGCACCGUGAGACAAUAGGGAUGUUUAAAGGGAAUGGGGGAGUACAAGAACACAGCCAUGCCCUGAAGAAACUAGAGGCUGGAAGUGGAGCUCUUUCGGAUCAACUGUCAUGACAAUUUGGAAAAGCAAUCAAAAUGUUAUGGACUUGAACAUGGAUGAACUCACUGCAUAUGGAAACCUUUGCUUCAGAACAUAGAGUUUUGAUGAACUUGAUGUUUUCCUAACAGAUCUGAGUUUAAUGAGCCUUCAAACCGUUUCAGCGCUCACCAUUUGAGAGGAGCUGUCCUGCAUGAUAACUAUACAUAUUUUAAAGCACAUAGGAAGGAAGGGCACAAGAGGGGGUGGUAUUGGUUCCAAAUGAGUGAUUUACACAAGUUACUACAUGGUUUGAUUCAUUUCAAGUUCUUGUCUACUUUUCCUGGCGAACCCACCCUCUUUGUAAAAAGCUCAUAUGGUAUUCCUGGUUAAAUAAUUUCCAAACAUGGCCCUCAAUUAAAAGUUGUGCUCUUUUGAAUGUUUUGACCUUUGACCCUGAACCCUGCUCAGCUUUCCCAUCAUUUCAAAGAGCUCAGUUCAGUCUUGUGCUUUUUGUUUGAGAACAGUUGUCCACCAAAGAACUCUCCAAGCCCCAUGUUCCCAAGUUUUGAAUCACAUUUUCAAUAGAUGGUAUUGUGUCUUAUUAUAACAAGGGCCUUAGUGUGACAACAGGGUCUGGAUUUGACUCCAUGAACACCGAUCAUGACUUUUAGUGUAUGCUUAACUUUACAAACUAACAUCUGACAGUCAGAACAAUGUUGUUUUAAAGCCUGUGUGCUUCUGUGUAGAUGCUGGAUUAAACCCGUUGCAGUGUCUGGUGACUUGUCUGGACCACAGCACAACAGACACCUCACCCUUUGGUGCUCAAAGGGCGGUACACUUGCAACACAGACACUACAGAACAUAUAAACUAAUGCAAUAUGAACAAGUCUGCCAUCUUAAAGUUUCAAGAAUCGUAUUUAUUGUAUUUGUAUUAUGACCUUGUAGCCUGAAAUGAUUCAUAAGUUGUACAUGUACCUUAGAUGAUUGUACGUAUAAUAAUGUAUUCUUCUGACAGGAAAUGUCAGCGACUUAAGUAGUGUAUUGCAUAUGGGAGGGGAUUAUUUGACAAUUUUUAUAUUUCAUGUUUGAUUUUGAUACUGAUAUAUUCUCCAUUGUUCUGGGGCAAGGAUGUCCCAUGCUUUUCUACGUUGAAUAUUUCACACAGCCUCCGAGCCAAUGUUGCUGGUUACCGUCUAUGCUUCAAUUGCUCUAUUUUUACUCUGCCUGUAUAAAAUUUGUAUAUGUAUAUAGUAGUCACGGAAAUGCCUUCUCAUGCUGCCUGUUCCUUCUACCAUCUUUCAGUGGUGUAAUGUUUUUCAUAUUGGCUCUGAUUUUAGAAUAAACUUAUUUUCUAAAUGUU